Molecule: messenger RNA, 651 nt
Organism: Lindgomyces ingoldianus
Lineage: Eukaryota; Fungi; Ascomycota; Dothideomycetes; Pleosporales; Lindgomycetaceae
Exons: 5
Coding region: 1-651 (216 amino acids)
Source: RefSeq, a predicted model, not a curated record
AUGAUAAGUCUUCCCUUCAUGGUCGCUUUUAGAAUCUUUCUCCUCGCGGCGAAUCCUUCCUCUAUCAACGAGCUAGCAGGAGCUAUUGGCUUACCCUUCCACGGGCGCUCCUUUGGGAGCUUCGGACCCAAGAACUCAGCAGGAAUCCUGAAAUCUCCUCGGGUAGUCUUACUUUCUGUAACACAAGCUGCAAGAACUUCGUUGUAUUCUUGGGUAAUGAUGGCAAGAACACCUGCUAGCUUUGAAGCUAGUGUCGUCAAUCGAAAACCGUCCGCUGUGCGGAAGGUUGCUCCUUUCCCCAUCUUCUUAAUCGGUCUUCUUGGACUCCGCAACUCCCAUGGAGCAAGAACUAAUGGAUUUAACGCACCCGGACCCAAAUGUCAAUUUUAUGAGCUACUCGACGCCGAAUUAGUUUGCUUGCGUGAGCGAUUUUGCGUUGGGGAAGUAGGAGUGCGCCAGUUUGCGGCCUUGGUCUCGAAUUCGGGAUCAACUUCCAUGAGCCAGUUGUUCUCGAAUGUGCAGGAAAAGCCCAGAUUUCAUGCCUUUUCAGGAAAGCUCGACGGAAUGAUCAAAGUUUUCAGUUUUGUACUUCCAUUCGUUGUCUCCAGGACAGGCGGGACUUGGCAUUUUCCUCGGAUAUUGUGGCAGUGA